This is a messenger RNA of Vitis vinifera (wine grape), 3249 nucleotides long. Its product is annotated as histone-lysine N-methyltransferase, H3 lysine-9 specific SUVH1. NCBI's taxonomy places the organism in Eukaryota, Viridiplantae, Streptophyta, Magnoliopsida, Vitales, Vitaceae. The record is from RefSeq and is a predicted model, not a curated record. The coding region runs from base 342 to 2492 and encodes 716 amino acids. The transcript is spliced from 3 exons. Gene Ontology annotation, cellular component: nucleus. Gene Ontology annotation, molecular function: histone methyltransferase activity; protein binding; zinc ion binding.
ACAAGCAAAGAGCCUGUGACUCACUGACACAUCACAGAGAGUGAGUCCGAUGGGCUUUCACAGUGCCAGUCUCUUCUUCAUAGUCCAGCUGUGUCUGCAACCCUAACCCAGAAGAAGUGAAAAAAGGUUCCAAUUUGAAAUCACAGCUUUAGUAGGGAUCGUUUUGUUGGUGGGUCACUCACAAGUGCACUGCAAGUGUACGUGUAUUGUAAGUACUUGAAUUAAACAGUCAGGUAGGAAUUUUGCCACAAGAGAAGAAAAAACCCAUAAAGGGAAGAGGAAAGCCAUAAAGGAGAAGAAAAGAAAGCUUUUUGUUUGUUUGUUUGGUUGAAGGAUUGGAAAUGGAUGGAGGGUCAGGCCAUGGCUUUGUGCCUCCUUCGGCUUCUUUUGAUAAAUCUCGAGUUUUGGAUAUCAAGCCUUUGCGGAGUUUGGUUCCGGUGUUCCCUAAUCCGCCCCAAGCGCCCCCGUUUGUGUGUUCACCGCCCUUUGGGCCGUUCCCACCUGGGUUUACUCCAUUUUAUCCAUUUAGCGUGGCGCAAGGGCCUCAGAGUUCACCUGAGUUGAACCAACACAAAACCCCAACUGGGGCUACCAAUCAUGAAACCCCAAUAUCAGCUUCUGCUAAUUUGUUUAGGACUCCGCCCCAUUUUCCUGGGGUGGUGAAUGGAGAUGCGGAAACCUCCAGAGAAUAUGGUGUGCAAUUUCUAAAUGAAAAUUCGAAUAUGGGGGUAAAACAGGAUGGGUUCUUUGAUGACCCAAAGCGAGCAGCUCCUCAUUUGCGCGCCUCCAAUUCCUCUCGGAAGAAGGCUAAGAAAAGCAAAGAUGUGGAUAUUUCUUUAACAGUUGAUAAUGAGAAAGGAUCAAGUAAGAAUUUUGUUAUGAGAUUUGACUCACUUCAAUUGGAUGAUGGUAACAGGGAAAUGGUGAAUUAUGUACUUAUGACAUUUGAUGCACUUCGAAGAAGACUUAGUCAAAUUGAAGAGGCUAAGGAAUCACCUGGUGGAGGUAUUAAACGUGCAGAUUUAAAAGCUGCCAAUAUUUUGAUGAGCAAAGGGGUUCGGACAAACAUGAGGAAGAGAAUUGGAGUUACUCCUGGUGUUGAGGUUGGUGACAUUUUCUUUUUCCGGAUGGAGAUGUGUUUGGCUGGAUUACAUGCUCAAUCUAUGGCUGGGAUUGACUACAUGUUUGUCAAGGGUGGUUUAGAAGAAGAGCCAGUGGCUGUAAGCAUUGUCUCGUCAGGAGGAUAUGAUGAUGAUGCAGAUGAUGCCGAUGUUUUGAUCUAUAGUGGCCAGGGUGGUAAUGUAAACAGGAAAGAUAAGCAAGUGGCUGAUCAGAAGCUAGAAAGGGGCAAUCUUGCUUUGGAUAGAAGCUUUCACCGAGCCAAUGAAGUAAGAGUUAUCCGAGGGGUGAAAGAUGUAGUUAAUCCAUUGUCAAAGGUCUAUGUCUAUGAUGGUCUUUAUACAAUCCAGGAGUCAUGGACAGAGAAAGGGAAGUCUGGUUGCAAUAUGUUCAAAUAUAAAUUGGUCAGAAUACCUGGGCAGCCUGGUGCUUUUGCUCAUUGGAAAUCAAUUCAGAAAUGGAAGGAAGGUUUCUCUUCAAGGAUUGGACUUAUUCUUCCAGACCUGACAUCUGGGGCAGAAAGUAUACCAGUUUCACUUGUAAAUGAUGUUGAUGAUGAGAAGGGACCUGCUCAUUUCACUUACUUUCCUACUCUCAGGUAUUCAAAAUCAUUUAACUUAAAACACCCUUCUUUUGGUUGCAACUGCCAGAACGCAUGCCUCCCUGGUGAUCUCAACUGCUCUUGCAUUCGGAAAAAUGGUGGUGAUUUUCCAUAUACCUCCAAUGGGAUUCUAGUUGCCAGGAGGCCAUUAGUACAUGAGUGUGGUCCCACAUGCCCAUGCAUUCCUAACUGCAAGAACCGAAUGUCCCAGACUGGUUUGAAAGUACGCCUAGAAGUGUUCAAAACCAAUAAUAGAGGUUGGGGUCUCCGGUCAUGGGAUCCAAUCCGCACUGGUACUUUUAUUUGUGAAUAUGCAGGUGAAGUCUUGGACAAGGUUAAGGUUUAUCAAGAGAGGGAUGAAGGUGAAAGCAAUGAGUACCUCUUUGAUACAACCCAUGUUUAUGACAAUGCUUUCAAAUGGAAUCAUGAGCCUGGGUUACUGGAUGAGGAGCCAUCUGCUGAGCCUAAUGAGUAUUAUGAUAUCCCAUCUCCUCUAAUUAUAAGUGCAAAAUAUGUUGGAAAUGUAGCUCGAUUUAUGAAUCAUAGCUGCUCUCCUAAUGUCUUUUGGCAGCCGGUUCUAUAUGAACACAACAAUGAAUCCUUUCUCCAUAUUGCAUUUUUUGCAAUCAAACACAUUCCUCCUAUGACAGAGUUGACAUAUGAUUAUGGGAUGUUGCAAUCUGAAAAUUAUGAGGUCCAGAGUAACCAUACUCCAAAUGGGAAGAAAAAAUGCUUAUGUGGAUCGUCAAACUGCAGGGGCUAUUAUGGUUGACCAUUAAGAAAUGCACUCUGAUGGAGUCCACCAGAUUAAAAGAUAUUACUUUUGUGGAUAUGAGGCCAUGAGAGUUAUUAAAUUCAGGGUUGAUUGGAAACAUGGAUUUGUUGGUUGACUUGUCAUACUUUUUUGUUGACUCAACUUAUACCAUCUCCUUUUCAGGUGCAAUUAUACUAUAAUGUUAUAGAUGUUCCAAGUUUUGCUUCUCAUAUUUAUUGUUUAUUUUCCAUUUUGUAACAGAAAGAUGAACUAGGGCAACAAACUCCUCAUGAUCCUGUUUACUAGUGCAGAAUUACUGAGCAGGCGCAUAUCAUCUCUUGGAUUACCAGCACCAAACUUGGUUAUAGCUAGGAUUAGACCUGCAAGCUUUGGUUUCUAAAAUUGUUGACAACUAUUUAGCAAAGUUAAUUGGUGCUUAAAAUAUUAACUUGUAAUACAGUAGAUGGUUGUUUCUAUCUAUGAGAAUAGCUGUUUUUAAUUGCUCUUAUAAUGGGUUUUUUCUUGUAAGAGUCCAGUUGUCUGGGAUUGUUAAUACCAAAGCUUCCCAAUGCUGUUUCAUCAGGUCAUGUAUGUAGUUGAUCAAAUCUUGACCACCUUGAUCGUGGGGUUUUAGGGAGCUUAAUAUAUGUACAGGUUUAGGGUACUAAUUUGGCCAAUGUAUAUCACUCAUCUCCUCCCUCCCCUUGGAUUGGUCUUUUUGUAUUAAUUCUUGACUAAUGAAAUCUAUGACAAAAAGUUAAUGAAAUUCUCGGAA